AUGAUGAAGCAGUCGUACCGACAUGUCGUGUCGAGAUCUAUUGGACUCUCUUGCCGCCGGCCUCUGCUCCCGCUGCGGUACGUCUCCAAGCUCUCAUUUCGGCCCCAGGAUAAGCGCGCGGAACCACGAUUGGGUUCAUUCUUGGCUUGCGUAGCAGCAGCUGGAAUCGCUGCGAGCACCGCUUUGUUCCAAAGUCGCAGACAUGUUGAAGCAGAAGCUGCUUCACCGCCGGGGCGGACAAUUCGCCUGUCCGAGGUUCGGGAGCAUGGGGCGAAGGCUGAGCGUCGAUGGGUCGUCAAAGGGACCAGUGUAUACGAUAUCACCGACUGGAUCCCCAACCAUCCAGGAGGGGAGGUUAUUCUCCGCGCUGUUGGUGGGGUUAUUGACCAGUACUGGGACAUCUUUUCUAUACACAAAAAGCAGGAUGUGUAUGAUGUUCUGGAACAGUAUUACAUCGGCGAGUUGGACCAUCAGGAUCUCGUGGAUGGCAAAGUACCCGUUGAUGAUAUUGAAGAUCCCUUCGUGACUGAUCCGACCAGAGAUCCUUCUCUGAUCGUCCAUACCGAGAGGCCGUGUAAUGCCGAAGCAGCCUUGGAGAGCCUGAAGACUUACAUCACCCCCAACAAAGCAUUCUAUGUGAGAAACCACCUGUGGGUUCCAGCAGUAGACGAGGAAACAUUCACUCUGAAGAUUGAGCUUCCUGACGGCGAGGAAAAAACAUACACCAUGCAAGAUUUGAGGGCCAAGUUUAAGCCUGUCCAGAUCACUGCUACGCUACAAUGUUCAGGCAAUCGCCGCAGGCACAUGAGCGAGGAGGCACGCUAUGCUCAAGGCCUGCAAUGGGACAUCGGCGGCUUGUCUAAUGCAACAUGGACUGGAGUUCGCUUGCGAGAGGUUCUUGCGCAUGCUGGUUUCACAGACGAUGAUGUCGAAGAAAGCGAGACGAAGCACGUCCAAUUUUACGGCGCAGAAGCAUACGGAGCUUCAAUUCCAGUCGAGAAAGCAUUGGACCGGUACGGAGAUGUGCUUUUAGUGCAUACCAUGAAUGGGGAGCCUUUACCUCGAGACCACGGGCAUCCUCUCAGAGUGCUAGUCCCCGGCCACGUUGCGGCGAGGAGCGUCAAAUGGCUGAGCAAAAUCGUGCUAUCGGAGAUCGAAUGCCAAUCGCAGUGGCAACAGCGCGACUACAAAUGUUUUGGUCCGAACCAGGGUGGCAGCGAUGUGGACUGGGACAGUGCCCCAGCCAUCCAAGAGGUUCCGGUUCAGAGCGCCAUCGUCACUUUACGUGAUGUAUCUGCAGACAAUAAGCUUCUGCAAGUGUAUGGCCUCGAGGAAGACUCGGUUCAAGUCGAGGGUUAUGCCUUAUCUGGCGGAGGCCGAAGAAUUGUACGAGUAGAUGUGAGUGCUGACGACGGACGAUCUUGGAAUCAAGCGGACCUGCUUCCCGACGAAGCUGAGGGCACCAAAUCUUGGGCGUGGACGCGCUGGCGAUAUAUUGUGCCCAAACGUCUGGCGGGGAGACAAUUCGUCGUCAAGGCUGUUGACGAUUCAAACAAUGUGCAGCCGGAGUCCUACGAAGCUCAUUACAACUUUCGAGGCAACCUGACCAAUGGCUGGCAUCGUGUGCCAUACAAGAGGAGGAGUCAGGGCAAGCAAUAG
Molecule: messenger RNA, 1659 nt
Organism: Cyphellophora europaea CBS 101466
Lineage: Eukaryota; Fungi; Ascomycota; Eurotiomycetes; Chaetothyriales; Cyphellophoraceae
Exons: 1
Coding region: 1-1659 (552 amino acids)
Cellular component (GO): mitochondrion
Molecular function (GO): molybdenum ion binding; oxidoreductase activity
Source: RefSeq, a predicted model, not a curated record